Lolium rigidum is the source of this 1702-nucleotide messenger RNA. Its product is annotated as protein DETOXIFICATION 12-like. NCBI's taxonomy places the organism in Eukaryota, Viridiplantae, Streptophyta, Magnoliopsida, Poales, Poaceae. Bases 130 to 1572 code for a protein of 480 amino acids. Gene Ontology annotation, molecular function: antiporter activity; xenobiotic transmembrane transporter activity. Gene Ontology annotation, biological process: xenobiotic detoxification by transmembrane export across the plasma membrane. Gene Ontology annotation, cellular component: membrane. The transcript is spliced from 7 exons. The record is from RefSeq and is a predicted model, not a curated record.
CAGCCCUACCUGCCUCGCUCGCUCACCCGUUCCUGGCGGCGGCGGCUCGUCCCCCCCAUUUCCACGCCCACACCACACCACACCUGGACCAAAGCCUUUGCCUGACUCCGUCCGUCCGGCGCCAUCGCCAUGUCUUCCUCUUCCGAGGCGCCGCUGCUGCUCCCGAGGGAGAGCAGCCGUAAUGAGACAACGGGGCGGCGGUGGUGGCGCGAGGCGGUGGACGAGUCCGGCCGGCUGGUGGCGCUGGCGGCGCCCAUGAUCGCCGUGGCGCUGCUGCAGCUCAUGAUGCAGCUCAUCUCCACCGUCAUGGUGGGCCACCUCGGCGAGGUCGCGCUCGCCGGCGCCGCCAUCGCCAACUCCCUCACCAACGUCUUCGGCUUCAGCAUCCUCAUAGGACUGGCUAGUGGAUUGGAAACUAUGUGUGGGCAGGCCUAUGGAGCAGAACAGUAUCAUAAGCUAUCCUUAUACACCUACAGGUCCAUCAUUGUACUUCUGUUUGUGAGUGUUCCCAUAGCCAUUCUAUGGGUUCUCAUUCCGGAUGUUCUUCCUCUCCUAGGCCAGGAACCACAAAUAGCAAGUGAGGCUGGGAAAUAUGCAUUGUGGCUUAUCCCUGGCCUAAUUGCCUUCAGUGUUGCUCAAUGCUUUUCGAAGUUUCUGCAGUGUCAAAGUCUAAUCUUUCCUAUGGUUCUCAGCUCCUUGAUUACACUCUCUGUAUUUAUUCCUUUGUGUUGGUUCAUGGUUUAUAAAGUUGGGAUGGGUAAUGCUGGAGCUGCUUUAUCCGUAAGCAUCUGCGAUUGGGUUGAAGUGACUGUUCUCGGUCUUUACAUUAAGUUCUCACCUUCUUGUGAGAAAACGCGUGCUCCAUUCUCGUGGGAAGCUUUUAGAGGGAUUGGCAGUUACAUGCGUUUGGCUGUACCGUCGGCUCUUAUGAUUUGCCUUGAGUGGUGGUCUUACGAGCUGCUUGUUCUGCUUUCUGGGAUCUUACCAAAUCCAGCACUUGAAACUUCUGUGCUUUCUAUAUGCAUAUCUACAGUGGUACUAUUGUACAAUCUUCCUUAUGGUAUUGGAACAGCUGCAAGUGUGCGCGUCUCAAAUGAACUAGGUGCUGGCAAUCCAAAAGGUGCUCGCUUGGUGGUAGGUGUUGCAUUGUCUAUGGUAGCUUGCUCAGCAGUAUUGGUGAGCACAACUCUUCUAGCAUUGCGCCACUUCAUUGGAAUUGCAUUCAGCAACGAGGAGGAGGUUAUAAACUACGUCACCAGAAUGGUACCUGUGCUCUCCAUUUCAGUAAUUACAGACAGCCUGCAGGGAGUCCUUUCAGGUGUUGCUCGGGGUGGUGGGUGGCAGCAUUUAGGCGCGUAUGUUAACCUGGGAGCGUUCUAUCUUAUCGGGAUCCCUGUUGCACUCUUUUUUGGUUUCACAAUGCAACUAAGAGGAAUGGGAUUUUGGUUUGGCAUGAUAGCUGGUGGAGCCACACAGGUCAUUCUCCUAUCUGUGAUAACUGCUACUACAAAGUGGGACAAGAUGGCUGACGCGGCUAAGGAGAGAGUAUUUGAGGAAAGGCUCCCAACAUAAUAAUCCUUGAAGAACUGCAAUGUCAAAAUUUUGGAAGGAUAAAAUUAAUAAGAUUCUACAAUUUUAACUAGUAGGGUGGCAUUCUUAUUUGUACGGAGGUAUUUUGCUAUAUUUUGGAACGGAGGUAAUA